ACUGGAUCGUCGUGAUCUAAAUUUAAGCGAUUAUUUCUUCACUUCAGAAGCCUAAAACCUUCAUUCCCCCCUCAGCUUCUAGACACGGAGAGUUUAUAUUCUGACUUUGGAAAAAAAUCAGCUCUGUAGCGAUGUUAAAUCGGUGAUUCACCGCGAAAUGUGGCCAAUUCCGACAUUGUUUUGAUACCACGAAUCACGAUGGGUGCCACCUACUUUUCGAAGGCAAUACCUUGCUAUUUGUCGAGGUUAUCAUGGAUUUCACAAAUUUGGUUAUUAGAAAUAUUCUGAAGUAAGCCAUGAAGCCGGGCUGCAAAGCGGGAAUAUGUGUUGAUUUGGAUCUUGGAGUGGGAAAUGGAACAAUUCCUGACAAUGAAAUAACUGCUUCUUCAGAGCAAAGUGCCAACACACCAGCCAAGAAUGGUCGACUGAACUACUCAUCAGGAUCAUCAUGGUGUGCAGGAACAAGUGACACCAACCCAUAUCUACAAAUUGACCUACAGACACUUUAUAUCAUCUGCGCUGUGUCCACUCAAGGGAAUUCUCAAGGAGAUCAUUGGGUGAAGAACUACAAACUACAAUUAUCAAUAGAUGGUGAGAAUUGGACGGACUAUAAGGAAGGCGGAAAAGUUAAGGUUUUACAAGGAAAUAAUGAUGGAAACUCAAGUGUUAAGCAUGUUGUUUAUGGAGUGUUAUCAAGAUAUUUGCGUUUCCUGCCACAAAAUCACCAGGGCAGGGUGUGUAUGAGAACAGAGGUGUUUGGAGCGAAACAAAAACCAAGUACAUAUAGCAUCUUCCUUGCUUGUGCCAUUGCAUUGUCUUGCAUUGUGGUUGUGUUGCUCAUUAUAAUUUGUGGACUGAUAUGGCAUCGGAGACGAGCUGUUCCUAGUGAAAGCAAAAAGCCUGAAGAGGAAGCUGGCGUCGAUGGCUUCGACCGCUCACGUGAUAAACAGCAACGUGAUCAACUUGCUUCAGAUCCUUGUUCAUAUGCGGAACCUAAACCCACGCCUCCGAACGGACAGUGUCAUGUACCUAAUGAGUACGAGUCCUUUGAGGAGGAAGCAGGGACCGCUGCCUAUUACAAUGUGACAAUUCACGAAGAAAGCAAUGAGAAACAAAAUGAAGAAGUUUAUGAGGAAAUAAGUCAAUUCUACAACUGAUUUUUUUCAUAUUAACAUAAUAGGAGAUAAUAGUGUUUUCGAGCGAUCAAAUAUUUUCAGAUACUAGAGUAUGGAUGGAAUAAUACGCUUGGGAAAGAUUGUAAUUGAGUAAUUAAAGGCCAUAUAAGGAAUAAAAAUCAUAACUAAGUGACGAAAAUGUGCAUAAGGAACAAAAUAGUUGUAGA
Messenger RNA from Pocillopora verrucosa, 1342 nucleotides. RefSeq names its product lactadherin-like. NCBI's taxonomy places the organism in Eukaryota, Metazoa, Cnidaria, Anthozoa, Scleractinia, Pocilloporidae. The record is from RefSeq and is a predicted model, not a curated record.